GUAAAUUGAAACAUUGGAACGUAAAGAAAGCGGCUAUUAAGUGUUAGAAAAGCGUUAACAAAAAAUCAUCAAACUCUUCUGUAUUAUAAAAUAAUAUAUUAGAAAACUUUAAAAAUUGUUAUAAGCUGAACAUGAGGUAGAAAGGAAUCGCAGUACAAAGCACAAAAUAAAAUAUCGUGGCUCUAAAACGACGCUUAAGGCAGCUUAUGACAUGACUGUCGCGAUGCACAACGUUGUCUUCUUUCGUCCUCGCUUAACUAACUUAAUAAGCUAAUGAUGCACCGAAUAAUGUCUCUGUUGAAUCUACUUUGAUUCCUCAUGCCGAAUACGGCGUCAGAGACGAGAUUUAUUUGUCACUCGUACUGUUGAAGAGCGUUGAAAUCACGAAGCGCGUCUGACCACGUUCAAUUUUUUCUACUAAUCCUCGAUGAAUAGCAGUUUUUUUCAUUCCGCUCGCGCGCGUUUAAGAAACGUAAACAUUCGGGGCCAGUUCGGGGAACAAUAGAAACAGUCAAGGAAUGCGAGAUGCAUUUACGUACUCGUAUCGUCUUUGCUAUUGUUGAUAUUGUCUUUUGUUUAAUCUCUUGGCGCCUAUUUUGAUCCUAUUUGCUUGUUUAUCUCUUCUUAUCUUUAUACAUCGUUGCGAAUUCAAAAUAAGUGCGCAUCAAAAUGUUAUCAGAUAUUAUUCUCGAAGCGAUCUCGCAAAAGUCAUUUUUUCUUUAUUCUAUCCCGUUAUUCUGUUGCAUUAUCAUAUCAUAAUUAUUUGUAACGGAGCAGAUACCGGCGCGUAAAGACAGCUGUCAGUAUUCCGUCAAUUCCGCGAGUAUCCCAAGUUUCGAUUAACGUCGCAUGUGUUCCGCAUACUUGAAGAAUCUUUAGACGACGCAAUAAAGAUCGCCUCGCAUAUAAAUAAAACGCAUACAUACACGCACUCACGCACGCACACCAUGCAAUCGCGUGAAGAAGCUGUUUUCGCGAAAUGAGAGAUCGUAAUUCAAAUUUCAUUUUGUACAGGGGCAUCCGAGAACGGAAGAUAAACAAGUCAAUUUACCGAACUACGCAGCGCGUUUAUCGCCGUUCCUUUUUGUUAAUUACACGCGUUAAUAGCGCGCGCACCGUUAUCGAAUACCAAUGAGCCAUCUAGCCAUAAAUCGUUGUCGUUCAAAUCGGAAAAUCGUUUAGCUUGCACGUAUAAAUAUCCGCACGUUGUUUACAUAGCGUUAUAUAAACGACCAAGUCUUCGAUCGAUCUGCGUUAUCACAUAUGUACGCAUAUAUUUGCUACUAAUAACGGAGCGUUAUUAAGUGCUUACUGUGCGUAACAAAGAAAAGAACAACUCUAACAUUUUUUUUUAUAAAAAUUGCGAUACUCAUUAAUCGUUGACAUAUAUUUAUGCAAAGAAUAUAAAAUAUGCAUAAAAUGUGUAUGAAUGCAAAUAUAUAUAUAACAAAAAUAUUGUAAUAUUUGUAGAAAAAUAUUUACAUUAAGAGCCAAUUUUAUUAAUUGUUUUAUUAAAUGUAGACGAUAUCAUAUUAAUUAAUUCUUAUAAAGAUAAAAAAUAACGCUUCCCAGAGCGAUCUUCCAAAUUUUACUUUUAUUGGCGCCUCAAGGUAAGCUUUGCAAUAUAACUUUUGUUAUAAUAGAAAUAGAAUGCGCCGUUAUCGCCAAGUAUCACAAUGUACAUACACAUAAUGCGCGACGAGCGCCACACGGCUUUGAAUUACUUAUCAAUGAGCUACGUGUUUGUCUUCCGCAGUCGAAGUCAACGUAUUAAUGCACUGCGUAUAAGACGCUGUUUUCAGUGUCGCGAUUUCAGUUGUAACUAACAGUCACUCGAGGGUAUUUCACGUGUUCGGUCAGGCAGAGUUUCGGGAGUGAAGUUACUGUUACGUGGGCGGACGCACGUUGCAUUUGAUUGCCUCGAUUGCAAACGUGUUUUUGUCGCUGCUUAUUGUUUCAGCGCAUCUUAUCUGCGGCAAGGUCGAGGACGCCGUGUUACAAUCCGGUUGUCGGAUGUGGUGCAUGCAAUUGGCGACUGCAGAAACGACAGCGGUAGCGUCAUCAGCACCGGAGAUAGCGGUCCGGAACACGUGCGAUCUGGCAGGUGAAAAGGUAUAUUGCAUGAGAAGGGGAGACUGCCGGUGAUGGACAAUGAGCAACCGCACCAGGAACUGGUCAAGUGCGUGGUCGUGGGUGACACGGCAGUCGGAAAGACCAGACUGAUCUGCGCCAGGGCCUGCAACAAGCACGUGUCAUUGUCGCAGCUCCUGACUACUCACGUGCCCACGGUCUGGGCUAUCGACCAGUAUCGGAUCUACAAGGAUGUGUUGGAGCGAUCUUGGGAGGUAGUAGACAACGUAAACGUGUCGCUACGUCUCUGGGACACAUUUGGUGAUCACGAGAAGGAUCGACGUUUCGCAUACGGCAGAUCUGACGUCGUGUUACUAUGUUUCUCCAUAACCAACCCCGUUUCCUUGCGAAACUGCAAGGUGAUGUGGUACCCCGAGAUAAGAAGGUUCUGCCCGCAAACUCCGGUCCUAUUGGUCGGAUGCAAAAACGAUCUGCGGUACAUGUAUCGGGACGAGACUUAUCUCAGUUACUUCCGCGAUCGCAGUCCUUUUGUAAGGGCUACAAGAAAGAGCGAUUUGGUGAUGCCAGAUCAGGCACGGGCGGUAGCGCGAGAACUCGGUGUCUGCUAUUACGAGACAAGCGUCUUCACUUAUUACGGCGUGAACGAGGUAUUCGAAAAUUCAAUACGCGCCGCUUUGAUCGCACGUCGUCAGCAGCGUUUCUGGAUGACGAACCUGAAGAGGGUGCAAAGACCUUUGUUACAGGCACCAUUCUGUCCGCCAAAACCAGUACCGCCAGAGGUAUGCCUAGCUGCGAGUACAUAUGAGGAAAACAUGAAAAGCCUGUGGACAAGACCAGUUCAUACGGACGUGACUCUGAUAGCUGGCAACUGCACGUUCUUGGCUCAUCGGUGCUUGCUCGCCGCGGCGUCGCCGGCGUUUCAUCGGUUAUUCUCGAUGGAACUCUCCCACGAAUUGACACCGCGCAGCUCCAGCGAGUCCAGCAUGGUGAGCACUUUUGGCGAGGCUACCGUCGGUGACUUCAACGACGAUACCGAGUGCCUAAUUCGUAUCGAUCAAAGCAAACCCGCAAAAGUUUGGGAACAGCUUAAGCGACGAUCGAGUUUUCAAGUACUGCCGACGGUGGAUAAUCAGAGGAAGACUAACGGUGCGACGAGAGAACUGAAUCAUCCUGCCUUCCAAAAUAUUCGUAUAUGUCUGACUGAAAACGCGAAUGGAGUGCAGCAGCCCAUGACUGUGGUUACGCUGUCGAAGCUGAUCACGCCACAGGCGAUGCAGCAGUGCUUGCAAUUCAUUUACACGGGCAGCUUGGAUAAACGGUAUCACGAUCUACAAACAGCUCCUAUCGGGCUUCUACUGGAGAUCAGACAGGCGGCCGAGUUUCUCGAGCUACCGCAGUUACUCAUGGUGCUCGGCAGCAUACAGACGCGGGAGCAGUUUGUCAAUAACGAUCUCAAUAAUCGGUACAAGCAAGUGGUUAGACAACGACUGGAGGACAUUUGCCUAGAGCAAGGUCUUUUCGCCGAUGUGAUGUUCGAGUUGGACGAUGGCAGCGUACCGGCUCACAAAGCGAUUCUCACUGCCCGAUGCGACGUGAUGAAAGCCAUGUUCUCUGGCGAUUUUCGCGAAAGUAGUGCAAAAGUCAUAGUCUUUCCUGGAGUACGGGAGUACACAUUCCACAAGUUGCUGUGCUACCUUUAUACGGACGAAGUGCCAGCAAUCUCCUCGGCAAGAUGCCUGAACCUAUUGGAACUAGCCAACAGACUCUGCCUUCAACGAUUGGUGAAUCUAGUCGAGAGCAGGGUGAUCGAGGAUCUUGAUCGCCUUUCGCAAAACGAGGGGAACGACGCCGUCGAAAACUGUCUGAGGUUGCUGGAACCGUGCAAGCUGCAUAAUGCCGAUCAGCUGGCCGACUGGUGCAUGAAUCAUCUCUGCGUUAACUAUAAUAAGCUGUGCAAAAUGUCGCCUCGCAGCGUGCGGUUGCUUCAUCCUGAGAACCAAGAGUAUCUGAACGAGCACCGAUGGCCGCCGGUUUGGUACUUGAAGGAUUACGAUUAUUAUCAGAAGUGUCUGGCGGAGCAGGAUCGCGAGAACAAGCCGACGUUGAAACGGAAUCGUAACCAGUCCGGCUGUCUGUGUUUCUCGGGCUCGAGCAAGACCAGACGGGAAGGUAGCACCGGAAACGGAGGUGGCGGCGGCACAACGUCGACGACGUCGAACGAGACGCCGGCAGAUCGGCCGCUCUUCGACGCCUCUACCGAAUCCGGCGAACAGGCCGUAUGACAGGAGCCAAGCGGCCUCAGCCGCUCAGUCAGAUUCAUCUUGGUCCUACCUGUGCUCAUGGUCUUCAUAUGCACUAUUUUUACCAUUUUGAUACUGCUACAGAUUUAUACUUAAGCCGCGCAGGACGAAGCUAUG
Formica exsecta is the source of this 4508-nucleotide messenger RNA. It is a transcript of the gene RhoBTB, whose product is annotated as rho-related BTB domain-containing protein 1. Gene Ontology annotation, biological process: small GTPase-mediated signal transduction. The record is from RefSeq and is a predicted model, not a curated record. The transcript has 15 exons. Gene Ontology annotation, molecular function: GTP binding; protein binding; GTPase activity. Bases 2145 to 4373 code for a protein of 742 amino acids. NCBI's taxonomy places the organism in Eukaryota, Metazoa, Arthropoda, Insecta, Hymenoptera, Formicidae.